AUGGCUGCGACAACCCCUUCAACCUGCCGCGUCGUGCUGGCCGCAAAUAUCGCUGCGCCGUUUAUCGAGGAAGUUAAGGAAUACACCAAAGACAAAAACGCACCCCUCUUCGUCGGAUUUCUCGCGAACGAUGACCCCUGGGCCCGUCAAUACGCCGAACAAACCGGCAAGACCGCCACCGACGCCGGGUUCACCUUCGAACUCCGCGUCGUCGAUAAAGAAGAUCUCGAAGAAAAGAUCAUGGAAGCGAACGUCGACGAGAGUGUCACGGCCAUGAUGGUCUACUGGCCAGUAUUCGGUACGCAACAAGAUAAAUAUCUCCAGCAGUGUGUCGCACGGGAAAAGGACGUCGAGGGUCUUUCCCACGUGUACGUCCAGAACAUGUAUCACAACAUCCGUUUCCUCGACGCCGCACAAACCCAGAAAUCUAUCCUCCCCUGCACGCCGUUGGGUGUCGUCAAGAUCCUGGAAUACCUCGGUGUGUACAACAAUGUCUUGACGUACGGUAACAGACUCUACGGGAAGACCAUCACCGUCGUUAACCGCUCCGAGGUCGUCGGACGUCCAUUGGCGGCACUGCUGGCGAAUGAUGGUGCGACGGUUUACUCUGUCGACAUCACUGGUACUCAGAAAUUCACCCGCGGAGCUGGUAUCAAGAAGAAGAAGCACGAAGUCGAGGACGUGGAUCUCAAGCUCGAAGACGUCGCACCAAAGUCCGACGUCAUCAUCACCGGUGUUCCCGGAGCCGCGUACAAGUUCCCCACGGAGCUCGUGAAGGAGGGAGCAGUCUGUGUCAACUUCUCCACGGAGAAGAACUUUGACCCGAGUGUGAAGGAGAGAGCGGCGAUUUAUGUGCCGGCGACAGGAAAGGUUACGAUUGCAAUGUUGUUGAGGAAUUUGGUGCGGUUAUACCAGAACCAGCAGUUGGUGAAGGGGCUCAAGGCAUAG
Saitoella complicata NRRL Y-17804 is the source of this 948-nucleotide messenger RNA. Its product is annotated as methylenetetrahydrofolate dehydrogenase. The transcript has 2 exons. The coding region runs from base 1 to 948 and encodes 315 amino acids. Lineage: Eukaryota; Fungi; Ascomycota; Saitoellomycetes; Saitoellales; Saitoellaceae. Gene Ontology annotation, biological process: purine nucleobase biosynthetic process. Gene Ontology annotation, cellular component: cytosol. Gene Ontology annotation, molecular function: methylenetetrahydrofolate dehydrogenase (NADP+) activity; methylenetetrahydrofolate dehydrogenase (NAD+) activity. The record is from RefSeq and is a predicted model, not a curated record.